Peromyscus californicus insignis is the source of this 1331-nucleotide messenger RNA. It is a transcript of the gene Ankrd37, whose product is annotated as ankyrin repeat domain 37. The transcript has 6 exons. Gene Ontology annotation, molecular function: protein binding. The record is from RefSeq and is a predicted model, not a curated record. Lineage: Eukaryota; Metazoa; Chordata; Mammalia; Rodentia; Cricetidae. Bases 109 to 984 code for a protein of 291 amino acids.
CACCCCCCCAACGCCGCUGCUGUCCCAGUCAGUCCCCUGCCUCAGCUUCCUGAGGUGCAGGACGUGAGGCAGAAGGAAGCCUCCUUCCGGCCCGGGCCCCGGGAUGGGAUGAGGGGUGGUGGGGUGGGGUGGGAUGCGGGGAGAGCCGCUCGGCUCGCCUUCCCUCCUUUCCGGCCUACGUGCUCGCUCGCAGACACGAAACCCUGCCCCAGCGACUUCCGCUCCUCCAGAGGGCGGACCGGCCUCGACUCCACCCGGUGCUACGUGCCCAGCUCAGCACGCAGCAUGGCCGCCGCCCCAGGGCAGCAGCGAAGCCUUCCGCCCUCCCCGCGCAUCGCCUUCACUGCGCACGCGAGCCAGGGCCGCGGGGGGCUUCUCCCUGAAGGGGGCGGAGCCAGGGGGGGCCCUCGAACUGGCCAAUCAGAUGGCGGGGCCGCGCAGAAGGCUCCUCCCCUCCCUCCCCCGGGUCCCCCGCCCACUGCUCCGGGGCUCCUGGCUGCACGUGUCUGUGUUUGGGAUGAUGGCCUCAAGAAUUUGCUGGAGACAGGAGCAUCGGUCAACGCACCCCCAGAUCCCCAGGAGCAGUCGCCUGUUCACCUAGCUGCAGGUGGCGGCCUUGCUUGUUUUCUUCUCUGGCAGCUGCAAACAGGCGCUGACCUCAACCAACAGGAUGUUUUGGGAGAAACUCCACUCCAUAAGGCAGCCAAAGUUGGAAGCCUGGAGUGCCUUAGCCUCCUCGUGGCCAGUGAUGCCCAGAUUGGCUUAUGUAAUAAGAAUGGGCAAACAGCUGAAGAUCUUGCUUGGUCGUGUGGAUUUCCAGAAUGCGCCAGGUUUCUAACCACGGUUAAAUGUAUGCAGACAACAAAAUCAUCGGGUGAUCCCUGUGCUCCAGUACCGAGACAGAAGCGAAGCUUAUCAGGUGUGGAGAACAGAGCUUUGAAGAGGAAGUGUUGGUCUCUGUUCAAUGCCAGAAACCAUCCAUGACCAGCCUACUUAAAAAUGGCAUGAUCACUUUCUCAUGCCUGCCCUUUGUCCUGUCUAUCAACUCUCUCCUGACUUCAUGCUCUAAUUCCACAAAAGGCAGGUCCCACAGCUGAUAAACAUGCUGCUGCUGAGUAAAUGAUGACUGAAGGAAGGAAGAAAUAAAGGAAUACACAAACGAACAGAAGUAGGUUCUGUACAACGGAACACAGGAACAACACUUCCGUGGUUUUGUAGACCUGCCAUUGACUACAGCUGGUGUGUGUUAUCAAUGACUAAAAUGGGGACUGAUGCCAUAAGAUUCUUCCUGGCAGUAUAAUGCUAAAUAAAAAUGAACUUUUGACAAAGCA